AUGGAUCAUCUCCCAUCUCCCGAUAGACCCCUCUACACUCCCAAGGUACCAUACGUCUGCAAGGGGACAUAUCACGGAUCGGGGAUUGAGAAAUAUCCUCGUCGAAAUGGUUGGGAUGUUUUGAAACUCCUUGAUGGGGAGCUUGGAACUCACUCUGUGGACGAACUGGGGUCGUUCAUUCAGACUUGGCUCUACUUCGGGGUCCUCGCCGACGUGUUGACCAUUAUUGGCCUGGAAUUUGAUCAAAGCGAAUAUAUUGCCCAACUUCCAUCUGGAGAAAGAGUCGUGACCUCCCUUCCACUGCUUGCACAUAUCUCAACCUGGCAGAAGAGGGCAGAGUCCCUUGCCCCUGAUGAGCGCAAAAAACAAGGCAAGCAAGUUAGACAAGUGCUGGAAAAAGCCUCGCUCUAUACGAAUAGCCUUUUGACCAGAACUUCCCAGCCACCGUUGACGGGAAUAUCAGAUGAUAUUACUCUGUCCAUUCUCGUCUUGGGGUCUACACUCUUUCGUGCUGCAUCCAAGAUAUGCUUGAAAGGCCUAGGAGCUCACUAUGCCAAUAACAUCUUGGAUACCGAGGAGUUCCCGGAGGCGAGGGAAGAUGAAGAAGACAUAAGUACUUGGGCCGAGCCAUAUUGGGGUUUCAGUAGCUUGUCAACAGCUCGAUUGGUGGAACAGGGCUGGUGCACCCGGGAUAUCACCAUGCUUCAAGACCUGUUCUCACCUGAAUCAAUACACUACAUCACGUCACUGGGCAUCACAAAGAUAGCUGACCAUUCAAAGUGCACUGGCUCUACAUGUGUAGGAAAUUACGUUGACCCUGAAGGUUAUCAAACUCAGCACACGGAAGCUGGAUGCGAAUGCGAACUCAUUGGAGCAGAUCAAGACCAAGUCGUCUCGAUCCUAGAAGGCGGCGGCAUACCAGUUGUCGGCUUCUCAUGGUAUGGAAUAAACAGAGACGAACCACUCUCCAUUAUCAAGUCGUCAAGUUCCACGCCAUAUGUUGCAAUAUCUCACGUCUGGUCGCACGGUCUCGGAAAUGUCCGGACGAAUGCCAUCCGCAAAUGUCAAAUGAUACGACUGUGGGGAUAUUUCCAAAAACUCCAAGGGAUGGAACAUCAGCCAGCCGAGACGCAGAGGUUCUUUUGGCUCGACACCCUUUGCGUUCCGCUGGCCAACGACGAGUCACGAAAAGCUGCCAUUGCCAGACUGACCGAAACCUAUCGUGAGGCAGAGAUUGUCCUCGUUCUCGACCAGGAUCUCCAGCGGUGUCCGAUUCCGACUACCACGGAAGAAAUUAGCAUGCGGCUGGGUUGCUCGGAUUGGAUGCGCCGGCUGUGGACUCUGAAAGAGGGCGUCCUUGCGCGGAACCUCCAUCUCCAAUUCCUUGACGGUGUGGUCGACCUCGCGAAGGAACGCGAAAGACACGAAGGCAAAGUGUCCAUAUCCGACAACAUCGGCUCAGACUCACGACAGCUCUAUUCUGACAUCGAGAUACUCAAUAUUGCGAUCGAAGGCUCAGACUUUGAGGUCACAAAGUUGAUCCACAUCUCCAAUGCUCUCCGAUAUCGGUCUACCAGCAGAACAGGCGACGAGGCGAUCUGCAUUGCGACAUUUCUGGGGUUUCACACAGAUAGGGUCUAUGACUUGCCUCCAGAGAGGAGGAUACCGUAUUUACUCUCCCACAUUCCACAGGUGCCGCGGCACAUCAUGUUCAUGGCGGGCACGAAGUUGCAGGAUGAGGGUUAUAGGUGGGCGCCUGCCAGCUUCUUGAACCGGAACACAUCCACAGACACAUACGCCCUGACGGCUGGAUCUUCCGUGCCGCGGACCACUGCAGGCUUGAGCGUCGAGUUUCCCGGCUUUACCAUAAAGUACGGCGGUGAGCGCUUAGACAGCGUCUUCUACAUGAUCGACCGGGCGGAGCGGGUGUGGUACAAGUUCGAAUCCGCAAGACAUGUCUACCCCGAGUGCGACGAUGAGCCAGAUUGGGAGGAGACCUUGUCAGCUUUGCCAUCUCCGGCGGUAGUCAUGCCACGGAACCUGACCGAUGCCGAUGCUGACGCGGGCAGCACACUUGUCUGCGCGCUGGUCUCACAGGCGCGCAGAGACGGGCCGACCAUCCGGGUACGCUUCGAAGCCCGAGCGUUUGUCUCGCGAAUCGUACAGGACACGAUGCCUACCGAGCUGUCCACCAUCCUUGAGGACCCCGAUGCAGCCACCGCGGGAAGGAUGGCUAUCUGCGAAAGUCAGUCUGCGGAUCAAAGCUGGUGCAUCUGCUGA
Messenger RNA from Fonsecaea multimorphosa CBS 102226, 2280 nucleotides. RefSeq lists its product as uncharacterized. The record is from RefSeq and is a predicted model, not a curated record. Lineage: Eukaryota; Fungi; Ascomycota; Eurotiomycetes; Chaetothyriales; Herpotrichiellaceae. Bases 1 to 2280 code for a protein of 759 amino acids. The transcript is spliced from 2 exons.